This is a messenger RNA of Mastomys coucha (southern multimammate mouse), 1504 nucleotides long. RefSeq names its product renin (gene Ren). Gene Ontology annotation, biological process: angiotensin maturation. NCBI's taxonomy places the organism in Eukaryota, Metazoa, Chordata, Mammalia, Rodentia, Muridae. Bases 104 to 1312 code for a protein of 402 amino acids. The record is from RefSeq and is a predicted model, not a curated record. The transcript has 9 exons. Gene Ontology annotation, molecular function: aspartic-type endopeptidase activity.
GCCCCUGGGGUAAAAAAAAUCAGAGCAGAGCCUGUGGGUGUGUAUAAAAGAAGGCUCAGGGAGUCUGGGCUACACAGCUCUUAGAAAGCCUUGGCUGAACCAGAUGAGCGGGAGGACGAUGCAUCUCUGGGCGUUCUUGCUGCUCUGGGGUCCUUGUGCCUUCAGUCUUCCGACAGACACUGCUACCUUUGGACGAGUCCUGCUCAAGAAAAUGCCUUCCGUCCGGGAAAUCCUUGAGGAGCGGGGAGUGGACAUGACCAGGCUCAGCGCUGAAUGGGGCGAAUUCACCAAGAGGCCUUCCUUUAGCAAUGUCACCUCCCCCGUGGUCCUUACCAACUACCUGGAUACCCAGUACUAUGGUGAGAUCGGCAUCGGUACCCCACCCCAGACCUUCAAAGUCAUCUUUGACACGGGCUCAGCCAACCUCUGGGUGCCCUCCACCAAGUGCGGCCCCCUCUACACUGCUUGCGGGAUUCACAGCCUCUAUGACUCCUCAGAGUCCUCCAGUUACAUGGAGAAUGGGACCGAAUUCACCAUCCACUACGGAUCAGGGAAGGUCAAAGGUUUCCUCAGCCAGGACGUGGUAACUGUGGGUGGAAUCAUUGUGACGCAGACCUUUGGAGAAGUCACCGAGCUGCCCCUGAUACCUUUCAUGCUGGCCAAGUUUGACGGGGUUCUGGGCAUGGGCUUUCCUGCUCAGGCCGUCGACGGGGUCACCCCUGUCUUUGACCACAUUCUCUCCCAGGGGGUGCUGAAGGAGGAAGUGUUUUCUGUCUACUACAGCAGGGAUUCCCACCUGCUGGGGGGCGAAGUGGUGCUGGGAGGCAGCGACCCGCAGCAUUACCAAGGCAAUUUUCACUAUGUGAGCAUCAGCAAGACUGGCUCCUGGCAGAUCACAAUGAAGGGGGUCUCUGUGGGGUCUUCUACCUUGCUGUGUGAGGAAGGCUGUGUGGUAGUGGUGGACACCGGUACAUCCUAUAUCUCUGGCCCUACGAGCUCCCUGAAGUUGAUCAUGCAAGCCCUGGGAGCGAAGGAGAAGAGAACAAAUGAAUAUGUUGUGAACUGUAGCCAGGUGCCCGCCCUCCCUGACAUCUCCUUCUACCUGGGAGGCAGGGCCUACACACUCAGCAGUAUGGACUACGUGCUACAGUAUCCCUACAGGAAUGAUGAUCUGUGCAUACUGGCUUUCCAAGGCCUGGACAUCCCACCACCCACUGGGCCUGUCUGGGUCCUGGGUGCCACUUUCAUCCGCAAGUUCUAUACGGAGUUUGAUCGGCAUAACAAUCGCAUCGGAUUCGCUUUGGCCCGCUAAGGCCCUCUGCCACCCAGUGACCCUAGUUUUAAGCCAAGCCAAAGCUGGUGCUUCUGGGGGCCAUUUUGUCUGGCUUUGCCCCCAACAUAGGGACACUGGACACAGAGCCCCUGAUGAGUGCUUGCCCUUUGGCCUGAACUCACCCUUCCCUGCUUUAAGGAAAAACAGAAUAAAGGCUUCAGGUUUACAACC